Aspergillus clavatus NRRL 1 is the source of this 1221-nucleotide messenger RNA. RefSeq names its product mitochondrial 54S ribosomal protein mL44. Lineage: Eukaryota; Fungi; Ascomycota; Eurotiomycetes; Eurotiales; Aspergillaceae. The record is from RefSeq and is a predicted model, not a curated record. Gene Ontology annotation, biological process: primary miRNA processing; rRNA processing; regulation of gene expression. Gene Ontology annotation, molecular function: double-stranded RNA binding; ribonuclease III activity. The transcript has a single exon. The coding region runs from base 1 to 1221 and encodes 406 amino acids. Gene Ontology annotation, cellular component: nucleus.
AUGAAGAGACUGCAGCUCCUUCGAUGGAGCAAUUCAGUCCUUUCACCACGGGCCCGAACUAAUGUCCGCCUGCAUCAACGUCUUUAUGCCGGUCUACGGCAUCAGUCGACUUCUUCGCCUGUUUCUCAAGCCGAAAACAUUCAAUUGAUUGACGAACAAACAUUGAUCUCGCCAAUCCCUCCCUCCAACUCCCGACAGUCGAGAUACCUCCUCCCUUCCCCCCCGGUCAAAGCCGCACGCGAGUCCCCAAAACUUGCCGCACUCCAUGCACGACUUUACCUCCCUUCGCGAUUACCGCUCGAGACACUAGCUCGCUCUCUGGUAGAUGCUUCCGCGGACCCAAGCCCUGAUUUCAACAAUGAAUCGUUGGCUACAUUAGGCCAUGACCUCCUCACUCAUUACGCCUCCGAACAUCUCGUAUGCACAUAUCCUCGGCUCCCCCUGACCGUGAUCUUCGCAGCCAUGUAUGCGUAUGUCGGUCCUAAGACUCUCGCCGCAAUGGCACGGGAGUGGGGUGUUGAGAUGGCAGUCGCCCCUGGAGGAGAGGUCGACCCCGGUCUGUUGCAGUUCAAGAGGGUGGUUCCCGGCACGGAUCUCAACGCGGAGCCCGUUACUGGUACCGCCAGACCCAACGAACAUCGCAAGUCGUGGAGAAAGUCGGUCACAUCCAGAAUUGUCUACGAUAACGAAUUCGGUGAUCCGGUUAAGGAGGUCGCCGAACCAUUGGCGCAGUCAGUCGCCGAGUCCCAGAGCGCCCAAGGCGUCACCGCCGAACAGGCCAGUGCAACAUUUGUGCGUGCCGUGAUGGGCGCCAUCUACCUUCACGCCGGUCGUCCUGCGGCCAAGCGUUUCUUCGAGCAACACAUCCUCUCCCGACACCUUAACAUCUCCGAUCUGUUCAAUUUCUCGCAACCCGCCCGCGAUCUCACCCGGUUGUGUGCGCGCGAGAACUUUGAGCCUCCCGUCGCCAAGAUCAUCAGUGAAACCGGUCGUAAGAGCAGACACCCUGUCUUCGUCGUUGGAAUCUUCUCUGGUCAGGAUAAGUUGGGCGAGGGCGCUGGCGCCAGUCUGCUUGAGGCUCGGUCAAGGGCAGCUGUUGCCGCCCUCAAGGGCUGGUAUCUGUAUAGCCCCCUCAAUGUCCGUGUGCCCAGUUCGAUGGAGGAGGAAGGAACCGCACCCUGGAAGCCGGUCCAUGUCGACCUGGGUGAGGUGAUUGUGUAA